UCUAUAUAUAUAUAUUAAACUUCUUCUUCUUCAAAAAUAUAUUCAAAAAUGUCUUCAAAAAAUAAAAAAAUUUGGAAUUGCAUUACUUCCAAUGGAACAGCAGGUUGUGGUUGCAGCAAGCCCAAAUUAUCAGAAAUCAUUCAGCCCAAGCCCAAGCCCAGGCCCGAACCCGAGCCCAAUGCGCACUCAUCUUCAACCUCUAAUUCAGAUUCACCAUCUCCGACGAUUAUGCCGGCGAAGAUCGUCGGAAGUGUGGCGGUGGUGAAGGAUUCCGACGAUCCGUUUGGGGAUUUCCGGCGAUCGAUGUUGCAGAUGAUAAUGGAGAAGGAGAUUUACUCCUACGAUGAUUUGAAUGAGCUUUUGAAUUGUUUUUUACAGCUGAAUUCGCCUUCUCAUCAUGAUAUUAUUCUUCAAGCUUUCAUGGAGAUCUGGAAUAAUGGCAAAAAUUAUAUCGCAAAUUGAUGCUCAAUUGCUCGAAUUCUUCGAAAAUGUUUAGACGAUAACAGGUUGGGAUAGUAGAAUGUUAUAUGACUUAUAUAUGCUUUAUAUUUUAAGUUAGUCGAAUUCUUUAAAAAUCUCAUUUCCGAAAAAUUAGUAUUCAAUAAUUAUUAUAAAUAAUAUGUUUUUUUUUUGUUUGAUA
Solanum lycopersicum (tomato) is the source of this 640-nucleotide messenger RNA. It is a transcript of the gene OFP30, whose product is annotated as OVATE family protein OFP30. Gene Ontology annotation, biological process: negative regulation of DNA-templated transcription. The record is from RefSeq and is a predicted model, not a curated record. Lineage: Eukaryota; Viridiplantae; Streptophyta; Magnoliopsida; Solanales; Solanaceae.